Lobosporangium transversale is the source of this 579-nucleotide messenger RNA. RefSeq lists its product as hypothetical. The coding region runs from base 1 to 579 and encodes 192 amino acids. The transcript is spliced from 2 exons. Lineage: Eukaryota; Fungi; Mortierellomycota; Mortierellomycetes; Mortierellales; Mortierellaceae. The record is from RefSeq and is a predicted model, not a curated record.
AUGGCAAUUGACAGCGAGAAUGACAGAGGCGACAGUGAAAAGGAUCAAGACUUGCUCCAUCUCGAAGCAGACAGAAAACCAACUGCAGAGACAGCGCUGGUCACUAACAAUCAUCACCAUGGCGAAGAUGGUGGGAUUUUGCCACCGCGAAGAUGGCUGUUAAACUCUCCCUGCCCUAAGGCCAGGAACAACAUAGGAAAGAAGGCUACCAUCACUUCUCUUUCGGCUUCCUUCAUGGAUCCUUUGCCCUCCGCGAACGCUUUUCCUUCCACAUCAUCCCUUAUGUGCUUGAACACAGAAGCUGCCGAGUCGUUAGACUGCUCCCUUUGUCAAAAAAAGCCAUCGGGCUCCAACGCCCGGUGUAUGACUUGGAAACUAACCCAAGCAGACAAUCGAGAGCCUUAUGUGCACCUACAAGAUCCAUAUGAGCAGGAGUGGGUGAAGCUUGGUGAUUUGGAUCCAGAAGAAGUUGAGCAGGCGUUUUCAUUAUUGGAGAAAUGGGAAAACUUUAGUGACUUGAACGUCGAUGAUGUCGAGAGGGCAUUCGCGCCCAUUGAGAAAGGUGUCUCAAGGAAUUAA